Uloborus diversus is the source of this 3461-nucleotide messenger RNA. RefSeq names its product voltage-dependent L-type calcium channel subunit alpha-1S-like. Lineage: Eukaryota; Metazoa; Arthropoda; Arachnida; Araneae; Uloboridae. Gene Ontology annotation, biological process: monoatomic ion transport; transmembrane transport. The coding region runs from base 295 to 2757 and encodes 820 amino acids. The record is from RefSeq and is a predicted model, not a curated record. Gene Ontology annotation, molecular function: monoatomic ion channel activity. The transcript is spliced from 18 exons. Gene Ontology annotation, cellular component: membrane.
AACUAAGAUGUUUACACUAUUUGAAGAAUUCCGUAACAGUUAUUUCUUUUGAAAAUAUUUUUCAUCUGUAACGUUAAGAUUACUUGUUGACUCUUUAACCUGAGAGGGACACGCGCACUUUUUUUUUUUUUUUUUUAGACGAUCCUGUGAAGUACCGUUUUUGUACUUUUUUCAUUUAAAAACAGGUUUGUUAAGUUAUUGCAGGUUUGUUAAGUGCACCAUUUUGCUGUGAUUUUGUUACCUGGUUAGUCAUAACUUUAAGAACAUUUAAAAAAUUUUUCUAAAUGUUUAAAAAUGUCAGAGGAUAAAAAAUCCAGCGAAGAACAGUCCACUGUUGUGUCAUCACAAGAGAAACGUGAUACCAUAGAUUUUCAAACAUUUCGUGAUGAAAUCCCAAACGUUUUUCAAGAACGUGCUGUUGCAUUCUCUAAAGAUUCUGAUAACAUUUCUAUAGACUUAGAUGGACAUACUCCUGAAGUUCGGUCAGAUACUACUCCUUUAGCGCAAUCUUCUUUAUUGCUUGCUGCAACUCUAGUAAGCGAUGCAAAAGAAGGUCGCCACUCAGAUUUCAUUACAAAUGAUCAGAGUGUUCGACUGUACCUUAUCUAUCACCAUUGGGGCUUUAGUUACAUGUUGUAUUUUUUUAUUGUCCUUCAUCAUGCAAUAGCCAUAUGUGAAGAACCUGCUGUAGAUGGUUUCCUUCUUCCCUAUUGGGUGACUAUGUGUGUGGAAUUUGCUUGCAUGUUGUUCUACCUUUUCCGACUUCUUCAUUGUGCAUCAUUUUUACCACCUGAAACAUUUUGUCGUGACAAAAAACAUAUUUUAGUCCUUGCAUCUAUGCUUUUGACAGCUAUUGACAUGUGUUGUUACAUCGGUAUGUUGAACACAGGAUAUGAAAAGUUUGCAUAUCGCUGGUCACGACCUUUAAGGCCAUUAUUCAUGGUCAACUUUAGUGAAAGUAAGCAGGUUCGAAGAGCUUUUCGAAAUAUAAGAAAAACACUUCCAGAUAUUCUGAAUGUAUUAAUACUUUUCUUUUUGAGCAUAUCACUGUUUUCUUUAAUGGCUCAAAAACUUUUCCAGAAGAGAUCUUUGAAAUAUCCUGACGGAACACCUUAUUUUGUAAAUUAUCUUGACAUAUAUUUCAAGCUUUAUGUUUUGGUAACAACUGCUAAUAAUCCAGAUGUUAUGAUGCCAGCUUAUGAUGAAAACAGAUGGUUUGCAUUAUUUUUCAUUGCCUAUCUCAUCAUAUGUCUUUACAUAUUUAUGAACAUUUUUCUGGCUGUUGUUUACAAUAAUUAUCGGAAACAUUUAAAAAAUGAAGUUCGAAAACUGGUAUACAUGAAAAGGCAAAGCUUAUCAAGAGCUUUUGAUUUACUAAAGGUGAAAAUCGAUAAUAAAUUUGUGCUGGACUUUAAGAGAUUUAACGUUUUGUUAAAAAUGAUUCCUCCUACACGUAGUCCUAUGAUGAUUAAUAUACUCUGGUAUGUUCUUGAUAGCGAUGGGGACAACAAAAUUGGUAUAGUUGAUUUUUUACAAGUUGCUGAUUUGUUAAAUGUUACUGUGUCAGAAGUUAAAGAUAGACGCAGCUUUUUUCAUCGAGUAUUCCCAAGUUGUUAUCAAAGUAAAUAUUCAAAGUUACUUCGAAAAUAUGUGGCUCAUAAGUAUUUUCGUUACUUCUUUGACUUAAUGAUUUUGUUGAAUGCCUUUUUAAUUGCUUUUGAUAUAAGUGAUGCAGAAUGGUUCUUUCUUGCACUCUUCACUCUUGAAAUAAUACUGAAAAUUUACACAUUUGGAGCAGUUUAUUUCUGUAGAAGAUUUUGGAACAUAUUUGAUUUCCUAGUUAUUGGAGGCGCCAUUAUAGGAACUAUCAUUGAGUCAUUUAUGGAUGCUGAUGUGGAUGAGAAAACUCGGACUUUAGAUAUAUUGCUUGUCCUAAGAGUACUAAGACUGGUGAAAAUUAUUGGUGGAAUCGAAAGGUUUCAGGUAAUUGUGACAACAAUAAUGAAUCUUGGUCCAUCAAUUCUAACUUAUGGAGGAGUACUUAUUGUAGUGUUUUAUGUGUUUGCAAUUGUAGGAAUGGAUGUUUUCAAUAACAAAAUAAGGUAUUUUGGAUAUAAUAAUGUCACAGAUCCUUCUCAUCUUUACUGUGGAAAUGAUUUGCUAAAAAACUCUGCCUUUUAUCAAAGUCAAUAUUGUAGCAAUAAUUUCAACAACAUAUUAAAUACAUUUGUUGUUUUGUUUGAGCUAAUGGUUGUCAACCAGUGGCAUGUGAUUGCUAAUGGCUUUGUGCUAGUCACCAGUAAAGCAGCAAGAUUGUACUUUUUUACUUUCCAUUUGUCCUGUGUCAUUAUAGUUCUGAAUAUUUUCACUGCAUUUGUGCUGGAAGCUUUUAUUUUGGAGUAUUCAUUUUGCAAAAGUAAACUGGAGAAUGCAGUGGAGAGAAAAAUUGUUGAGAUGGGAUUGCAAUUAGGAAGGCUCCUUCCAAAAUCUGAUGGUGGUACUGACAAUGAUAAUUUAGUUAUAGACUCAGAAGAUAUAGUUGAAUCCAGUGAAGAAGGAAAUUCAAAAAGGAGGAGUUCCAUUUAUCCAGAUUUGUCUGAAAAAACAGACAUAAGAUUCCAUUUAACAAAAAGUAAAAAUGUAGAAAAUUUACUACAGAGGAUGUUUGAAAAUGAACUAGAAGUAGAUGAUAUAGGUCCACCUGAUAUAGAAAAUUUAGAAAAGGAAGAAGUCAACUUUUCUUUGAAUUCCUUAUAAUUUCUGAAAGUUUUGUGUGAGCUUCCCUAAAAACACAAUACUACAAGAAAAAGUUAACUAUCACUCUCUCAGAGUACAUGACUCGUAAGUUUGGUCGUUUUUAUUGUUAGUUUCAUCACAGGAAAGCUAGCAGAUAUAUUUACAAUUUUUACACCUUCAUUACAUUCCAUUCUUGUUAAUCAUAUAUGUUUAUAACUUAUUUAAUGUUUUAUACAAUUGUAUAUGUAUAGUUUUCAAGAUUGUGUUUCAAUGGUCAAGUUUUCAUGAUUAAAAUUAUUGUAUUUAAUGCAUUUAUAGAAAAUAUACUCAAAUUGUUACAUCAAAUUUAAUAAUUGUUGCUGCUUAUUGUUUUUAUUUAUUAUUUCAAUUUAUGAACGGAUUUUGAUGCUUUAUGUAUGUUUAAUGCUAUGUAGUAUGUUUCUUAUUCUCCUUUAGAGCAAUAGUAGCAACCCAUUUCUAUGUAACUUUACUCUUAUUCUGUGAUUUUGUCCUAGUCUCAUUCAGUGCAAGAAUCUGAUGAUGUACAAUUUUUAUUCUAAUAUUCCAAGUACAUAAUGUAUUUUGUAAAUAAUAUAUUUUUGAUAUUAAUAGCUAACUAGCAAAAAAAAAAAAAAAAAUCAAAUAUUUUCAUCAUCCUGGAAUUUGCCUCAUGCAAUAUUUUCUUUUCUUUUUUGUUAAUUUAACAUCUAUGUUUAAAAUAAAAU